Molecule: messenger RNA, 1707 nt
Organism: Crotalus tigris (Tiger rattlesnake)
Lineage: Eukaryota; Metazoa; Chordata; Lepidosauria; Squamata; Viperidae
Product: vomeronasal type-2 receptor 26-like
Exons: 6
Coding region: 1-1707 (568 amino acids)
Biological process (GO): G protein-coupled receptor signaling pathway
Cellular component (GO): membrane
Molecular function (GO): G protein-coupled receptor activity
Source: RefSeq, a predicted model, not a curated record
AUGGUGGUAAGAUUGGGGUGGGGCUUGCCUCAAGAGCUCCUAGCUCUUUUUCUAAUCUUCCUGCUUGUAAAGCUCAACCAUUCCUUCAGGAAACAUUUGACUCUAAAAGAUCCUUAUCAGCGAAAAGUUUCCACACAUCCUUCAGAUCUUUCAGAUGAAAUUAUAAUUGGAGAAUUUGUAUCCAUGACACUUGGUAAUUAUAGUGAACAGAAGUUUAGGGAACAUCCAAUUUCUUCACCAGCACAAGCUUAUCUAAUCCCUAAAAACUACCAGCAUGUCCUUGCUUUUAUUUUUGCCAUCAAAGAAAUCAAUAAGAAUACCGAUCUAUUACCCAACAACACAUUACGGUCCCAGAUUUAUGACAAUGCGUACAAUUCAUGGAGAACCACUUGGACCACUUUGGAUCUUCUCUUUCUAAGAAAAGGGGAUCCACUCAAUUAUUACUGUAUCACUGAAGAGGAAGUCAUGGCCAACAUUGGGGGACUCACCUCUGAAAAUUCUAUUCACAUGGCCAACAUCUUAAGUACUUACAAGAUUCCUCAGGUUAGUUAUGGCUCCUUUGACCCCAUAUUAAGAAAGAAAAUUGGUUUUUCUUCUUUCUACCGAAUGAUUCCCAAUGAAGAUUUUCAAUACAUGGGGAUAGUUCAACUUCUGAAAUAUUUUGAAUGGAAUUGGAUGGUGCCAAAAUCUACCUGUGUUGAGAGCUGCCAUCCUGGACAAAGCAAACUAAUUCAACAGGGGAAACAAAUCUGUUGUUAUGAUUGCAUUCCGUGUGCUUCAGGGAGGAUCUCAACACAAAUGGAUGCAGAUGAAUGUGAGUCCUGCCAAGAAGAACAAUAUCCUAACACAAAUCAACAAGAAUGCAUUCCCAAAGUAAUGACUUACCUGUCCUAUAAAGAUGGCCUGGGAACAGCUCUGACAUCUUUGGCACUUUUUCUUUCUCUGACCACACUUAUUGUGAUGGCAAUCUUCAGGUUACACUCGAACACUCCCAUUGUGAAAGCCAACAAUUGCAGCAUCACAUGUAUCCUACUCACCUCUCUGCUGCUAUGUUUUCUUUGCUCCCUCUUCUUCAUAGGAAGACCUAGCAAGGAAACCUGCCUUUUAAGGCAGGCUGUGUUUGGUAUCACCUUCUCUGUUGCUGUUUCCUGUGUACUGGCCAAAACGAUCACUGUGGUUCUGGCUUUUGUGGCUACAAAACCAGGGAACAAGAUGAGGAAAUGGAUGGGAAAGAGGCUAGCAAUCUUGGUUAUUGUGCCUUGUUCUUUGAUUCAGAUUGCCAUCUGUGCUGUUUGGUUAGUGAACAAGCCCCCUUUUCCAGAAUUAGAGAAGCAUUCCCAAGUGGGUGAGAUCUUAGUGAAAUGCAACGAAGGCUCAGAGAUGAUGUUUUACAUUGUGUUGGGCUACGUGGGUCUUCUGGCCAUUGUCAGCUUCACAGUGGCUUUCUUUGCCAGGAAAUUGCCUGACAGUUUCAAUGAAGCCAAGUUCAUCACUUUCAGCAUGUUGGUGUUUUGCAGUGUUUGGAUUUCCUUCAUCCCCACCUACUUGAGCACCAAGGGCAAAUUGAUGGUAGCCGUGGAGAUUUUCUCCAUCUUAACCUCUGCUUUUGGUUUAUUGAGUUGUAUUUUCCUUCCCAAAUGCUAUAUUAUUAUAAUACAUCCUGAAUUAAAUAAAAAGGAGCGGGUGAGGCAGGAGAGUUUUGCAUAA